Messenger RNA from Podarcis lilfordi (Lilford's wall lizard), 6483 nucleotides. The record is from the annotation of a GenBank genome assembly. Lineage: Eukaryota; Metazoa; Chordata; Lepidosauria; Squamata; Lacertidae.
CGACGCAGAGCCCUUUUGCGCAUGCUCGCGCGGAGGUUGCCUGUACGCUUUGCCCGCCUUUGUCAUGUGAUCGAAGCGCUGGCGUGGGCUCCUCCGCCCUCGGAGGCAUUGCCUUGCCCUACAGCCGGCGGCUUGCGCACGCGCGUCGCCUUCGCUGGCUCGCCGGCUUCCGUAGGUUCUCAGGAUUGGUCUGUUGUUUUUUGUUGCCCCAGAAUCCCUUGCGCGCGGCAGCUGACAUAUAGUAGCUAUGGCCGGAGUCCUGAAGAAGGUGAGAAGGGUUGAGGUCGGUCGCGGGGGUGGGCGUCGUGCGGCAGCUGGCGGGUCCCCUCGUACGGGUUGCUUAACCAAGGGCGAAAGCUCGCUUCAUAGGACGAGGGGAGGCUGCCUGUGGCUCCCUCAGUGGGGGCGCAGCCUGACCCCUUGGCUGCGAAGAUACCAAGGAUGAGGCGAACCCUAUGCGUGCUGCCUUGAGCGCGUUAAUAAUAAUUUAUUAUUUAAACCCCGCCUAUCUGGCUGGGUUUCCCAAUGUGAGGGACAUAAAUGUCAUCGCUUGGUGUCUUGUGGCAGCUUCCCUGGCAAAAGGGCUGGGUUGUUGUAGUUAUCCAGUGCUUUUUUUCUAAAAAAAUUUUUAGGGGUACUCUCAUUUUGACUCAAGAAAAUCACCAUAUUAUAGUUCAAAUCGGGGAAAAUAAAUACAGUAAAUGGACGAAAGGCUGCCAUUGGGGGUAGCAGUGGAACUGACGAUCCACCGCAACAGAACUGAUGAUUCACUGUGCUAGAGAAGAAACAUUCUUUUUUUAAAAAAAAUUAAUUUCUUCUCCCGUUAGAUUCACAAAAUGUUUAGGGGCAUGUGUACCCCUGUGUCCCCAGAAAAAAAAAGCACUGUAGUUAUCCUUUUUUAAACUCUGGUCCAUGUAAGUGAAGCUGCUCGCCUCAAGUUUCCAGUAGCUUUGGGAUAAUGUCCUGGGUGUGUCAAGGAUCAAGAUGAUCAAGGGUCUGGAAACCUGUGCACUGCAAUGGGUUUUGGAUUAGAUGACCCUCGUGGUCCCUUCCAGCUCUACCGUUCUGUGAUCUUCCAGCUUGGGAUCGCAGCCUCAUGAGGAAUGGUUGAAGGAGGUGGGUGUGUUUAGCGUGGGAAAGAGGAGAACUUUCUGACAGUAAGAGCUUCUUUGACGAUGGAACAGACUCUGAGAGGUUGUGGACUUUUCUUUGUUAGAGAGUUUUAAGCAGGUGUCAUGGAUUGAGAUUCCUGCAUUGUAGUGGGUUGGACUAGAUGACCCAUAGAAUCUACAGUUCUGUGAUUCUAUGAUGUGGUAAAUGUGUUGCUUGGUUCAGCAUCCAAACAACAAAAGCGUCUUUUGAGCUUCAGAAACAAUAUUUUUAUACACACGCAAAUGUAAAACUCAUCUUAAAACGAUCCUUAAUUAAGGAUACUUAUUAAACUUAUCUAUUUUUAAAUCUCUGCAGACCACUGGACUAGUUGGGCUAGCUGUAUGUGAGGCACCACAUGAGGUAAGUAUCAAGCAUUUGCUCAUUUGAAAUUGAAGAAAACAUGAGGAAAGUAUGGCUUACCAGGAGCAUAUUUCAUCUUAAUAAGUUGAGAUAUGAAGAACUGUUUUGACUGUCCACACAGCCCCUUUUGUGUGAGCCAAGAAGUAAAUCAGCAGUCUUCCAAUAACUAGAGUUUUCCAUGCUUCUGAAUGUUAAGUAGGCUCAUUUUAUAUGUUGCAUUAGAUUUAUUAAAGUAAUUAAUCUUAAUGUUCUAACUACCUUAACAUGCAAUUUCUCCAGUAUCUUGAAUUUGAGGUGGUUAAGAUUCUAAUAGAGUUUUGCAGAAUUGUUCCCUUUGCUACUGAAGAAGGCUGUGAACUUUUUAUUACAAUUCUUAGUUCACUGUAUAGACUUUUAUGGUUCACCUUAAAUUAAUGUUUGCUAUCUGAUCUUUUCAGCGCCUCCGGGUACUCUACUCGAAAAUCCUUGCUGCUCUGGAUAGUAUGCCCAAAGAUGCAUCAUAUAGGAAGUAUACGGAGAACAUUGUAAAUGAGCGGCUUGAUAUAGUAAAAACAGUAAGUAUGUCAUACAUUUUAAGCAUCUCAAAUUACAUUGUUCAAGUGGCCUGUUGUCCCUUGCUUCACUUACCAGAUUUGCUUUUUGAUUGCUGUCAAAUAGAGAUGCAUCAUAAACCAGCACUAGUUGCCAUGGGACUGGAGAGCUGAACAGAAAGGUCACUGUGGCCUCUCCUAUCAGCUGUAAAAUCUAGGGCUGCUGGGAGGCUGCACACAUACACCCCCCCUUCCAAGUAGGGUAUUAAGGCAAGGUGAUCAUCCAUUGACCUGAGAAGGAGCUGUAGCAAGUUUGCUUCUCUUAAGACCUCAGAGCUGAAGGAAAACACACUUUGGCAUCAUCAUUAUUAUUAGAUUUAUAUACCACCCUUCAUCAAAAGAUCUUAGGGUGAUUCACAAAAUAAAAAUGCAAGAGGAAAGCACAAAUAAAUAGUUAUAACAGAAGCAACAAAACAUUAACCCCUCCCCCCUUCCACAAACACUGGGCCAGGAACUAAGGGCUACUGGGUGUGUGGGUUUAGUGUAUAUGUUUUUACAAUCUGUUGUAAGAUGCCUUGAGGAUCGUUCAUUCAAAUGUUUCCAGUGAAUUCAGCAGGGCUUGCAGGAUUGCAGCCUUGGUUUUAGUUUCAUCUUGCACUCAUCCCAGAAGAACUAUUAUAGGUUAUUCAGUGCAUCUGUUUUGUAUUGUAUGGGUUUGUAUUGUCUGUGUGUUCUCUGGAGACCAGAAUAGGAAUAGUCUACUUACCUAAUGUCUUUUAGUAAGUUUGUCAAUAUCAGAUCAAGAUAUACAUUUUAGUCCUCCAUGAUAACUUAAUUUCUGCCCCCUCUUGAAUGGUUAAAAUACCAACAACAAUAUUUUUUAUUAUUUAUUUAUUUCUUAUUUAUACCCCGCCCAUCUGGCUGGGUUUCCCCAUCAUAUCUGAUGUUUGAAAAGCCUUAACUUUUCCACAAGGGUAAUCUGAACUGCUUAUUGCUUGUUGAAUUGAAAGGUUGUGGACAUAUGCAGCUGGCAACCUAUGGCUUCAUAUUCCUUUUGAUAUUCUGAGAAAGAACUACUAUUCUAGACUAUAUGCCACUUUUGGAAAAGACUCAUUGGGUUAUUUUUUACUCUGAGUGAGAUAUAGAAAGAUGCUGUUUGAACAUACAUCAGAGCACAUCUGAGCCUUUCACUUGUUCUUGAACUUGCAGGAACCUGAUGUGCAAAAACUGGAAAGUAAAAUCAAUGGUGGACAGAUAGAAGAAGUGAUUUUGCAGGUAAUAUCUUCUUUGCAAAUAUCUAAUUAUUUAGCAAAUAUAGUACUUGCCAAAUAUGCAACUGUUUCUUAUAGGCUCUACUGAAAAAAAAUGAAAGGAAUCCAAUUAUCUGUUUAAAAUGCUGAAUUCUGAAAGUGAAACAUUGUUUUUUUGGGGGGGUGGUUUUCUCUGUAGAGAAAAAUGUAGUCAGUUUGUUGUCAAUAUGGAGACCAGCCUUUACGGCAGCAAAAUAUGAAAUGUUAACUGUCGCUAUAAAAAAAAUCACAAUGCAAUCCUUUGAUUACUUAUAAGUAAGUCUCACUGAAUCUCACCAAAUAUGGUGUUAUUAUACAUGGCAAACUAAAUUUUGCUGCUGAAUAGAAAAAAGAAUUUCCUAGCAAUGUAGCCAGUCGCUUAACCUCUUACGUCCUAAUAAGGCAGAGAUAAAGACCAGUGUUACAGCAUUUGCUAUACGGAUGGAACCUUUUCUAACAUAACCUUGUCUAUACUGCCCCUUGAAACUAUGGUACUCUUUGAAAUAUUGGUAGCAAAAACCCUUAUUACAAAAAUGUUGAGGGCUGCAUACAACUAACUAGGCGUGCAAUCAGGAUUCAGUGCCAGGACUCCUGCUAGCACAACUGGGAAUAAUCUCCCCACCCUGCAUACUCCCCAAAUGGGCUUGGGGAGGGGGUGCCUGGAGAAUCCUCAGAACAGCAUGUGGGGGGGGGGAGAGAUCAUUCCAUUGGGCAAACUAAAAUAUUUGGGAGGGUGGGACUAUUGAAAGAGCAGAAUGCUGACUUCCCCCCUUUGUUUUCUAUGUUACCCCAUUAUGGAGCUCUAAGCUGGCUUUACCAGACUGGGUGCACUGCUCUCUGAUGCAUCAACAGUCUUCAGGAUUGGGACCACUGACUUGAUCAAAAGAUAUACAGUGUUUAUGUAUUCCAGUGCUGUACCAAUUAAAUUGUUUAAUAGCAAGCAGUGUCAACAAAAAUCUUUAUUUUAGUAUGUAAUUAGUGGAUCUAAUAGAUGUUCAUUGUCUAGCUUAGAUGCAGCAACUUUGGGAAGGUUUUUUUUUAAUAAAAAUAAUAAUAUCCUUUUUUGUUUCAACAGGCUGAAAGUGAGCUCAGCCUAGCGAGGAAAAUGGUGCAGUGGCGACCCUGGGAGCCUUUGGUUGAAGAACCUCCGUCUGAUCAGUGGAAAUGGCCGAUAUAGUUAAUGUUAUUUGUAGUUUUUGGAAGUGAAAAAGAUGUAAUCAAAUGUAUGCUGGACAUGAAUGAAAAAUAUCUUAAUUCUACUCAUAAGAUUUGUUUGCUAUAAUUAUUGGUUAUAUAUCCAAGUAAGCUGUACUCAAAGCAGACCUGUUGAAAUUAAUGGCAUGUUAGUUCAGUGCAUCUUCCCUGAAUAUGACUAGCAUUGAUUACAACCCAUUAGUUGGAAGAUCACUGUCAACUUACCACCAGGUGCGAAUGGUUCUCAACAAUUUAACUGUUAUAAUCUUAAAUUCUAUAGACACUUGCAUGUAUGGGAGUCUGUAUAGGGCAUAUAAGAACCUUCUUCCCCCACUCUGCCACCAACAACCCAGUGCAUGGGUUCCAACCCAGUGCAUUCUUGAACAAGCAGAUGGGCUAGAUGAGCAUUUGGAAGGAAUGAACAGGCUUCCUGUUCCUUGGACUGCUUUGGUGUAGUACCUGUUUGAGUCUCCAUGCUUGUGGAAUGAGAGGGAGUGCAAAAAACCCCCAGAACUCUCUUUUUCCCUACUGGACUUAUGUGUACAGGAGAAAGACUAUUAGGUUCUAGAACAAGCUGCUAAUAACAUAGGCUGUAUUGGAGGAGGAGGUCAUCCAUGGAUUACCUCCACUCUCAGAGGAAGAGGAGAAGGGCUUAGUGGUAAAGCAUCUGCUGCCUGUUGGUGUGGACAACAUUGAGCAAGAUUACCAAUGCCUUGACUCUCUAUGAGGCAGCUUCCUAUGUGCUAGAGCUAUCCAAUAUUUGUAUCCCUGUGGAGGAAGGAACAGUUCUCAGUUUCCAUGCUGUUUCAGUUGACAGAACAGGGCUGCCUGCUUUCUCUGAGGAGUUUGGAUUUUAUAUCCCGCUUUAUCACUACCCAAAGGAGUCUCAAAGCGGCUAACAUUCUCCUUUCCCUUCCUCCCCCACAACAAACACUCUGUGAGGUGAGUGGGACUGAGAGACCUCAGAGAAGUGUGACUAGCCCAAGGUCACCCAGCGCUGCAUGUGGAGGAGCGGAGACACGAACCUGGUUCCCCAGAUUACGAGGCUACCGCUCUUAACCACUACACCACACUGGCUCUCUGGUUAAUUAGCCUUUUUUCAAAGUAAUAGUUGACCUUGUUCUCUUUUCUAGCUUGGGUAGAAUGAGAAAGGGAAGCUUUCAGAAGUGACUUGGUGAGUUCAUUUUGUGGCAUGGGAACUGGCAGCUUCCCAAACAGCAAAGAUUUCCUCCUUCCUAUCUUACCAGCCAAAGUGAUGCCAUCAGGGCAAGAAGCUGCUACAGAUGAGUCUGGGGAUAGCAAAAACCUGUGCAUGCAACAAUAAAACUUUUACUCUGUAUGACAGGGGUAGGGAGCCUGUGCUCAUUAAAUGUUCUUCAAGUCCCAUCAGUUCCUAUCAUUGGUCAUGCUGAGAUUGAAAGAAACUGGAGUCCCAACAACAUAUGGAGGAGCCACCCCUGGUUUUAUGCUUUACUGACAUUUAAAGCUGAUUGCUGCUCGCUUGGAAAUAUAUUUAAAAGUAUUGUAAUUCUUCAAAUCACUGUGACUGAAGAAUGCUUGGUGUUAGAUGGCACCUGUAAACACAAUUAUUUACUAUCUUGUAAAAAAAUACUGUGUUUUAGAAGGAAAGCCACUAGAGGGCAUCAAGUGUAACAGUGUGGUAAACGUUAAAUACAGAAGGAAGGGUCACAACUGGAUGAAGAUGACUAUGGUAAAAAGAAACAUAAAAUCAGUGCAACACAAAUGCUCUUGCAAGUUUCACCAAGAUGAAAAGCCUGUAUCCUUGUGACUAAAACUUGAAUUUCCUUAUUGGCUUCAUGCUCCUUUCCUCACUUUUUGUGAAGGUGGCUAACUUGUGUUAAUUUCUGGUAUGUUUGAACAUUGUUUCGCUUAUCAAAUAUUAUACAGUUACCAUGUUCUCCAUAGCAAUCUAAACUGAAUUCCAUAGAAUUCCAACU